This is a messenger RNA of Culex quinquefasciatus (southern house mosquito), 1185 nucleotides long. RefSeq names its product pyrimidine-specific ribonucleoside hydrolase RihA. Gene Ontology annotation, molecular function: hydrolase activity, hydrolyzing N-glycosyl compounds. The coding region runs from base 64 to 1146 and encodes 360 amino acids. Lineage: Eukaryota; Metazoa; Arthropoda; Insecta; Diptera; Culicidae. The transcript has 2 exons. The record is from RefSeq and is a predicted model, not a curated record.
UGGUGAGGUGUUGUGCGGCACUUGUUUUGGGGAACUGCAGACUGCCGAUCGGUGUUUGAACAGAUGUUCCGAAUCGUUGUGCUCGUGGUGGCCCUGCUGGCCCGAGGCGUUCCCGCUGCUUGCCCACUGAGCAAGGAGAACCCCCUCGGGUUGCGGCGGGUCAUCAUCGAUCUGGACGCCGGCGGAGACGAUGCGUGGGCGCUGACGAUGCUGCUGAUGGACGAGCAAAAGUACAACGUGUGCGUGCAGGCCAUCACGUGCACGCACGGCAACACCGAGGUUUACCACGUGGCUGUCAAUGUGGCGCGCAUUUUGGAGGGGCUUGGGCGGACGGAUAUUCCAGUGUACAAGGGGGCUCGCGAGCGAUUGAUUACUCCGGCGCCACAUCGGGAUGUGUCGGGGUACUUUUGGGGGGUUGAUGGAUUUGGGGAUGUAAAGUUUGAAAAGACGCCGAGUUUGAAGUCGGUGAAGCCAGACCAUGCCGUUGUGAAGAUGAACGAGCUGUUGCAGAAGUUCCCACACGACAUCACCAUCAUAUCGGUUGGCCCGCUAACGAACCUGGCCCUGCUGUUUAAGCUGUACCCGGCGUCGAAGGACCUCAUCGCGAACAUUUACAUUCUGGGCGGUAAUCGGAACGGCGUGGGCAACACGGACUUUGCGGCCGAGUUCAAUUUCUUCACCGACCCGGAAGCGGCCAACAUUGUGGUCAACAACGCGCCGGUCGUGCUGAACAUCUUCCCCUGGGAGACGAUUCAGUCGUUGGAGGAAGAGUUCACGACCCAGUGGCGCUUUGCGACGUUCAACAGCACGCCGAACAGGGCAAUUCAGGUGCUGAACCGCGUGGAGUCGGUCAUCUACGCGAAUGCCAGUGGGUGGACACCGUGCGAUAUGUACGCGGUGGCGGUGUUUUUGAACCCCCAGCUGGUGACGGAUUCUACGCACUACAAGGCGGAGGUGGAGUUGGACGGGAAGGUUACGCGUGGCAUGUUGGCGAUUCUGUACCACGUGAAGGACGAGGACGAGUUUAAUGUGAACAUCAUCGACGAGGUCAACGAAGAUAUGCUGCGGGAGAUGGUUCAGGACUUGAACCGAGCACCGCCGAAGAAUGACGUGGAGCCAAGGGCGAGAAUGUACUACGUGAGUUAGGUAGUUGUUUGAGUUGUUGUUUGUUAAUAAAAUUUGAUA